Messenger RNA from Gavialis gangeticus (Gharial), 2230 nucleotides. RefSeq names its product parvin gamma (gene PARVG). Gene Ontology annotation, biological process: cell projection assembly; actin cytoskeleton organization; substrate adhesion-dependent cell spreading. Lineage: Eukaryota; Metazoa; Chordata; Crocodylia; Gavialidae. Gene Ontology annotation, molecular function: actin binding. Bases 1158 to 1997 code for a protein of 279 amino acids. Gene Ontology annotation, cellular component: actin cytoskeleton; focal adhesion; cytoplasm. The transcript is spliced from 11 exons. The record is from RefSeq and is a predicted model, not a curated record.
CCCGCUCCCUGCAAGAGGCAGAACAGCGGCAGCGUUAGGUAGUAGCCCUCCAUCCCAGAUCCCGCCCCCCCCCCCCCUCAUACUUGACCGGCAAUUGGCUAGUUAAUUCAAUAACAACUGUGUGUAAGUACAAAUGGUGUUUAAUGAUGAAGGUAGUUUAUACAGCAACGAACAAGGGAAAUGCAAUGCUUACAAGCACAGACUUUGAUUCUGUAAGGGUAUGCCUCAGUUGAUGGAUCCCCUGGAGGAUCAGAGCAUAAUUUAAGGUAGAGUAGGCAACUUAUUUGGGCUGGAGUAAGCUCCAGAGUUUUAUUCACAUGAAUUUAAUAUGCACACGUCAAUGCACCCACUAUAUAGCAGAGUAUAUUAUCCACAAAACACACUCAAUCUACCUUUUUAUAAUAAAAAUAAUCAUUUUCUGGAGUUUGGUAUUUGCAGCUAGCUGUGGUUAGAGGCUUUUAGCACCACUUUACCCCACCAAUGUCUUGGAACUGAUUCCAAGAGAGCUUUAUUGUUACUCCUUACUUGAAGAUCUUAUAGCUGUACAGUGUUUCAAACAAAAUGUUGUAAUAGCAGUCUACUGGUAGCAUUGGAUUGGUCUUCCCACUGCAUCAUUCAUGCUUGAGACUAAUAUUUAUGCAGACUGUUAAGAGGUUGCACUGGAGUUUAAUUCCUAGAUAACACCCUAGGCAAUGUUAUCCCUCUGCUGUUGUGUGUUAGAUAUUGUCAGCAAAGACUAAAAGACAGGCAUGGACAUGCUUCUGGGUACUGAGGCUCAGCUCCUAGAUUGUGUCCAGGAAAAUUAAUCCUAGUCUGUUGUCCUUUGCAGCAGGCUCUCUGGAUAAAAAAAAUUGCUGAGUGAAAUGAAUUUGAAAUAUUUGGUUUCUCACCCCAAGAGACCCCCACACAUCAGGCACUGACUGAAAAGGAACAGUGAUAUGCACAGAAACACACUUACUUUUUUCAGUCAGCUCAUGAAUUCCUGAUCCAUUUCUUCUGGCAAAAGAAGGAAGAAUCAUGAAAGCAGAAAUAGGAAAUUGUGAGGUUACCUCAAAAUUUCACAGAAGGAAUGGGUGGGGGAUAGAUUACGGAGCUGGACAGUGACCCAGGAUAGAAAAGGGAAAUAGUGUGGGAACUAUAAGAGAGAAGACCAGAAUAUGAACCAGUUACUGAUUGACUGGAUUAAUUCAACCCUGAAACAGGAGCACAUAAUAAUAAAAAGCCUGGAGGAAGAUCUAUUUGAUGGCCUGAUACUUCAUCAUCUUUUGGAAAAGCUAGGAUCUCUCAACCUAGACGUUGAGAAGAUUGCACUGACAGAAAACAAGCAGAGACAGAAACUUACUGUGAUUCUAGAAGCUGUGACCAAGUGUUUGCAGCUAGAGGAGAGCCAGCUGAAAUGGAGUACUGAUUCUAUUUUGAAGAAGGACUUAGUGAGCACAUUGCAUCUUCUGAUUGCCAUAGCAAAGCACUUUCAGCCUGAUCUGGCUAUCCCUCCAAAUAUUCAUGUGGAAGUAGUAACAAUUGAGCGUACAGCGAAAGGCCUAAAGACGGAAAAUGCUGUGGAAUAUAUCACAGAUUGCAAGGAGACUUUAGAAGAUCAGUCAAAUACUGAUGCUUUUGAUGAAUUAUUCACCCAUGCUCCUGACAAAUUGGAAGCUGUAAAGGAGGUAUUUUUGCAAUUUGUCAACAAGCAUAUUGGAAAAUUAGGAUUAAAUGUGAAAGAUUUUGAAAAUCAGUUUGCAGAUGGUGUCAUCUUACUCUUGUUAAUUGGACAACUUCAAGGUUUUUUCUUGAAUUUAAGGGAUUUCUUCCUAAACCCAAGUUCUGAAACAGAAAAGCUUCACAAUGUUAACCUUGUCGUGGACUUGCUGACAGAUGAAGGAGUUCUAAAUGUUCCUCUCAACCCUGAAGAUAUCAUGCACAGAGAUGUGAAGACUAUACUGAAGAUUUUAUAUUGCUUGUAUUCCAAAUACAAGACCAGAAAAAGUGAAGACUGAAAGCAAGACAUAGAUUUUCAUCCUAGUGCAUUAUAGGAUCAUUUUUUUCGUUUCCAGUUGUGUUUGCCACUUUGCACGUAUAUCCACCUGUGCCUGAUUUGCCUGCAAACAUGUGUUAAUGAAACAUGUAUGAGUGGAAAGUUGCACUUAUAUAACUUGGGCUGCCAGCAAUAGAAAUAGGCUUGGUAGAUUUUGAUUUUGAUUUUUUAAAAAUAAUUUUGAAAUAAAUGCUU